This is a messenger RNA of Amphimedon queenslandica, 704 nucleotides long. RefSeq names its product ryncolin-2-like. The coding region runs from base 3 to 704 and encodes 233 amino acids. The transcript is spliced from 2 exons. NCBI's taxonomy places the organism in Eukaryota, Metazoa, Porifera, Demospongiae, Haplosclerida, Niphatidae. The record is from RefSeq and is a predicted model, not a curated record.
UCAUGCCCAUUAGGUACUGUAUAUAUAUAUCUGAAAUAGUUCAUGAUGUACUUAUUGUAGAUAACAGAGACUGUAAGAGCUUGUUUGAGACUGGUUUUGAUAGAAAUGGUGUUUAUACUGUUAAUCCUGAUGGAGGGACUCCAUUUGAAGUAUACUGUGAUAUGGAGACUGAUGGUGGUGGAUGGACUGUAUUUCAGAGGAGACAAGAUGGAUCUGUUGAUUUUUAUAGAUACUGGACUGACUAUGAGAACGGAUUUGGUGACCUUACUGGUGAGUUUUGGUUAGGAUUGAGCAAGAUUCAUCGUCUUACUAAAGAAGAAUCAAACACACUAAGAGUGGACCUGGGAGACUUUGAGGGGAAUACAGCUUAUGCUAGCUACUCUACAUUUAAUGUUAGUGAUGGUAGUACUGAAUAUAUACUAACAGUAGGAGGAUGCUCUGGUACUGCUGGGGAUGAUCUGGUCUGGUAUCUUAAUGGAAGGAGAUUCAGUACAAGAGAUAAUGAUAAUGAUGCAUGGUCAGGUAACUGUGCUCAGUACCACACUGGUGCCUGGUGGUAUAAUAGCUGCACUCAUUCAAAUUUUAAUGGUCGUUAUUUUAAUACUGCAACAACUAAUAAUCGUCAAGGAAUUGUUUGGUACUAUUGGAAAAAUGCAUACAUUACUCUCAAGUUCACAGAGAUGAAAACUCGUCGUGAUAUUUAA